Grosmannia clavigera kw1407 is the source of this 2262-nucleotide messenger RNA. RefSeq names its product ap-2 adaptor complex subunit. The record is from RefSeq and is a predicted model, not a curated record. Gene Ontology annotation, biological process: intracellular protein transport; vesicle-mediated transport. Gene Ontology annotation, cellular component: membrane coat. NCBI's taxonomy places the organism in Eukaryota, Fungi, Ascomycota, Sordariomycetes, Ophiostomatales, Ophiostomataceae. The coding region runs from base 1 to 2262 and encodes 753 amino acids. Gene Ontology annotation, molecular function: clathrin binding. The transcript is spliced from 6 exons.
AUGUCGAGCUCACAAGGAGGUGGCGACUCCAAGCUGUUCGCUCGACAACUGUACUUUUGCUGUGUCCCCAUUCCAGGCAUCACACCACUAUCGGCGUGCUGCCCACCGCCGUCCCCAAUUUUCGUGGCGCAUCGUCUUCAUGUUGCCGAAAUGUUCAUGGCAUAUAUGCCUCCGGCAGAUCACCUGUACUCACGACGAAAAACUUCACAGGGCAAGGUUGCCGAGCUGCGCCUCGAGCUGAACAGCGGCGGCAAGAAGGACAAGAACAAUACAGCCAAGAAGAUCGCGCUCAAGAAGAUCGUCGCCAAUAUGACCAUGAGCAACAACGACAUGGUUGCCCUCUUCCCCGACAUCAUCGGAUGCAUGCAUAUCCAAAGCAUCGAGAUCAAGAAGAUGUGCUUCCUCUUCUUGGUAAACUACUCAAGAAUGCGCCCUGAGAUUGCGGUCAAGGCAAUUCCCGUUCUCGAGAAUGAUAUGGAAAACGCCAGUCCGCUAGUUCGCGCUCUUGCGCUGCGCACAAUGUCCUACGUUCAUGUCCGGGAGUUUGUCGAGGCCACUGUACCGUUGGUCAAGGUGCUGCUAAAGGACGCGGACCCGUACGUGCGCAAAACAGCUGCUUUUUGCGUCGCCAAGCUCUACGACCACGACAAGGCGAUGGUGGAAGGGUCAGACCUCAUCGACCGGUUGAACACGCUGCUGCGUGACGACAACCCGACCGUUGUGGCGAGUGCCCUCGCCAGUCUGAUGGACAUCUGGGAGCGAAGCGAUGCCAUCAAGCUCACUAUCGACUAUGGCAAUGCAUCCAAGAUGGUGUCUAUUCUCCCCGACUGCUCAGAAUGGGGUCAAACCUACAUUCUCGAGGCUCUGAUGUCAUACACGCCGCAGGAAUCCACCGAGGCGACGCUCCUCGCCGAACGCAUCGCCCCACGGCUCUCGCACUCAAACUCAGCUGUGGUGCUUACGUGCAUCCGCGUCAUCCUCUACCUCAUGAACUACAUUGCCGACCAGAAGCAGAUCUCGGCGCUGUGCAGGAAGCUGUCGCCGCCGCUCGUCACCCUUUUGGCUAAGGGCCCUGAGGUCCAGUACCUGGCUCUGCGCAAUGCUCUGCUCAUCCUGCAACGCCGGCCAGAGGUGCUGCGAAACGACAUCCGCGUGUUCUUCUGCAAAUACAACGACCCGAUCUACGUCAAGGUGACGAAGCUCGAGCUAAUCUUCAUGCUCGCCAGCGAGAAAAACAUUGACGAGGUGCUCACGGAGCUCCGGGAGUACGCUACCGAGAUCGACGUGCACUUUGUUCGCAAGGCCGUCCGUGCCAUCGGCAAGCUUGCUAUCAAGAUCGAGCCGGCGGCCCGCCGCUGCAUCAACCUGCUGCUCGACCUCGUCGCCACCAAGGUCACAUACAUUGUGCAGGAGGCCACCGUCGUGAUCCGCAACAUCUUCCGCAAGUACCCCAACCAGUACGAGUCCAUUAUCGGGACCCUCUGCGAGAACCUAGACUCGUUAGACGAGCCCGAGGCCAAGGCCGCGAUGGUGUGGGUCAUUGGCCAGUACGCCAGCCGGAUUGAGAACGCGGACGUGCUCUUGGAAGACUUUCUCUUCUCCUUUGCCGAGGAGCCGGUCGAGGUGCAGCUGUCCCUGCUGACGGCCACGGUGAAGCUCUUCAUCCAGCGUCCGACCAAAGGCCAGGAGCUCGUUCCGCGCGUCCUCAAGUGGGCGACCGAGGAGACCGACAACCCAGACCUGCGCGACCGGGCAUACAUGUACUGGCGUCUGCUCUCGACCGACAUGGAGGCCGCCAAACAGGUUGUCAUGGGCGAGAAGCCUUCCAUCACGGCCGAGGCCGAGCGUCUGGACCCGCAGACCCUGGAGGAGAUGUGCCUCAACGUCGGCACCCUGGCUACCGUCUACCUCAAGCCCGUGCAGACCGUCUUCCGCUCGGCCCGACCACGGCGCCUGCAGGACUCGCCUGCGCUGCAGCGGCAGCCCAGCUCGAACAAGGGCUCCGCGCUCCUUUCCAUGCUGGGCAACGGCGGCCAGCCGUCUAACAUCGACCUGCUCAGCCGCGACGUGCAGGGCCAAAAUGCCGGCGGCCAGGCCAACGGCAACGCCAUCGAGGAGGCCGACAUGUACUUUUCUCAGAUGCGCAUCCAGGAGCAGCCUGACGCGUUUGGCGGCGGCGGAUAUCUGGUCAACCAAAACGCACCGCAGUCUGUGUUUCAUCCAUCACAAGGGGUGAUGAACAACGGGGAUCUGCUGUUGUAG